Exophiala aquamarina CBS 119918 is the source of this 2082-nucleotide messenger RNA. RefSeq lists its product as uncharacterized. The coding region runs from base 1 to 2082 and encodes 693 amino acids. Gene Ontology annotation, cellular component: COG complex; Golgi apparatus. The record is from RefSeq and is a predicted model, not a curated record. Gene Ontology annotation, biological process: intra-Golgi vesicle-mediated transport. NCBI's taxonomy places the organism in Eukaryota, Fungi, Ascomycota, Eurotiomycetes, Chaetothyriales, Herpotrichiellaceae. The transcript is spliced from 2 exons.
AUGGAACCUGGAACUUCUAUCACAACAUGGCAACAGGCGUUCGAGGAGUACCGCAUUCCCACCACGCGGGCGAUUGAGAAGCAGCUGAAAUCAACUGCAGCCCGUGACAAAGAAAAAUUGCGAACACUUGUGGGUGGGAGCUACCGCGAACUUUUGGCCACUUCGGAAUCAAUUGUGGUCCUGGACUCGAUGACAAAAGUGACCGAAGAGCACUUAUCGACGAUGGGCCACAACUGCAGACCACCUAUUCAAAACCUAGCCACCAAGUCUCCAGAGACGAAGCAUCUCGUUUUGGCCGAGCUGCGACUAUUGCAAAGAUGUUGCGCGACUGUGGCCACGACCUUGCGCGCACAGAGAAUCCUUCUGUGCUCUCAGAUAUUGGUUGUAGCUCGUUUGCUGCUCAAAUCACUAGGGGAACAUCAGCUCCCAGCCAACAGUCUAGAUCUUCUAAGGAACAAGGUCUCGCUUCUGAGGCGCCAACUUCUGCGGCAGGUGGACGCAAAACUGAUCAGUCCUCUUUCCCAAGUUUCGCAGCUGGUUGAAGCCCUGUGUUCUUACUGCCUGGUGACGAGUGUAUCAUCGGAUGAUGCCUUAGGUCACCUUCACCAGCUGCGACUGGAUAAGAUGCGAAGGACACUCAGUAACGCUUCCACUCAUGGAAACACCAUUCAUGAAGCUCUGCGAUAUCAACUGAUCUCUUUACAAACAUUCAAGGCUCUAGUAGGCCGCCCGCUUGUGGAGGCGAUGACCAACCUUCAGAAACGGCCCAUUCUUACAGACCAGGCUCUCAGAAAUUUGGAGACACUGGAUCUUGACAGAACGAUUUCAGUAAUCUCCAGCGACAUCCAGUCGUUUGUCCCAUACUUCAAAAGAAGUGCUCUGUCGCCUAAAGACAUACAGGCGAAGUUAGAAACCUGGUCGGAAGAGGCAUCUCGAGUUCUGGUCGCUGCUUUGGAUGCUUAUCUUCGUGAUUUGGAAAACACAGUUCUAGUCCUAAACUUGCGCAAAGACCUUUACACUAUCCUGCUACCUUCCUACUUCUCAACUCUAGGGAGUAGCAAUAUGCACAACCAGAUGCGAAAUGUCCUGAGCAAGAAGCUUCAGUCUAUUUGCUUGGGUCAAGUGAAACAAUUGAAGGAUAUAACUUCAAGUCUGACCGAAGGAGUGGGUGAACAUCCGAAGAUAAAAUCAUUGUGGGAUGGCGACAUCACUCAAGCGGGAGCAAAUACUCGAGGUUCACGAGCAAUCAAGCAAGUGAAGAGCCGGCAUACUGGUCACCAUACGAGUCUGGCGAAAGCCACAAGAUCUUUAGAGAAAUGGGUUUCCUCCAUCAAAAUAACAGAAUUCUCAUUUACCGAGCUCUCAAAGACCUCCUGGCGGGAUUUAAUGGAAGAACCUGACGAAGAAGACGAACAGGAAAGCAUUGAACUUUCAAAGCAGCUCGGUAUGACCGAUGCAGAAAAUCAUGUCGGAUUUUUGCAAGAAUCACUUCGUGAAGGUCUUUCUACAUAUGAGACAAGCAUUGUCGAGGCUGCUACUCGACUGAGCUCAGGCUCUUCGGAUAUAGAAAAAGCGGUGGCACUUAUACGCUCUAUUCGGAUGUCUAUUGCUACUUUGCAGGACGCAUUCCCAAAGCACAUGGCAUUUGAGAAGAUACAUGAGAUUAUCCCCCGCCUGCAUGAGAUAGUCGCUGGAGAAGUCGUACGCCGACUAUCUCAAAUGAGUGAGCGUAGGGGAAAAUCCGCCGUUUCCAAACAGGAAAGCUUGCCGGAAGAUAUGCCAUCUCCGAAAACCUUCUCGACCCUACGACGGCUGUGCGAGGUCAUGUUCGAUAUUGGCGGGACAGAUAUUUGGUCAACGUCUGGAGUGGCAAAGGUUAAAAAUCAGGUGCAGGCCCGAGUCUUUGACGCAGAGCACAAGGCUGCAUACGUGAUGAACGAAUUUGAUGAGGCAUAUCUUCGAGCUGCGCUCAAUGUGGCUGGCAACCCAAGUGAUGAUACCUCUCACCUCGCAGGACCUCAGACCCAGGCAGCGCAGGAUUAUUGGGGAAGGACCAAGCUUCUCUUUGGGUUGCUUUCCUGA